AUGGGGGACAACCAAUCACGGGUCACAGAAUUCAUCCUGGUUGGAUUCCAGCUCAGUGUGGAGAUGGAAGUGCUCCUCUUCUGGAUCUUCUCCCUGUUAUAUCUCUUCAGCCUGCUGGCAAAUGGCAUGAUCUUGGGGCUCAUCUGUCUGGAUCCCAGACUGCGCACCCCCAUGUACUUCUUCCUCUCACACUUGGCCAUCAUUGACAUAUCCUAUGCUUCCAGCAAUUUGCUCAACAUGCUGGAAAACCUAGUGAAACACAAAAAAACUAUCUCGUUCAUCUCUUGCAUUAUGCAGAUGGCUUUGUAUUUGACUUUUGCUGCUGCAGAGUGCAUGAUUUUGGUGGUGAUGUCCUAUGACAGAUUUGUGGUGAUCUGCCAUCCCCUGCAUUACACUGUCAUCAUGAACUGGAGAGUGUGCACAGUCCUGGCUAUUACUUCCUGGGCAUGUGGAUUUUCCCUGGCCCUCAUAAAUCUAAUUCUCCUUCUAAGGCUGCCCUUCUGUGGGCCCCAGGAGGUGAACCACUUCUUCUGUGAAAUUCUGUCUGUCCUCAAACUGGCCUGUGCAGACACCUGGAUUAAUGAAAUUUUUGUGAACGAGUUCUCACGAAAUCUGAUGGUUUAA
This is a messenger RNA of Gorilla gorilla gorilla (western lowland gorilla), 624 nucleotides long. Its product is annotated as olfactory receptor 2A5-like. Lineage: Eukaryota; Metazoa; Chordata; Mammalia; Primates; Hominidae. Gene Ontology annotation, biological process: G protein-coupled receptor signaling pathway. The transcript has a single exon. Bases 1 to 624 code for a protein of 207 amino acids. Gene Ontology annotation, molecular function: G protein-coupled receptor activity; olfactory receptor activity. The record is from RefSeq and is a predicted model, not a curated record. Gene Ontology annotation, cellular component: membrane.